Darwinula stevensoni is the source of this 336-nucleotide messenger RNA. The record is from the annotation of a GenBank genome assembly. Lineage: Eukaryota; Metazoa; Arthropoda; Ostracoda; Podocopida; Darwinulidae.
AUGACAUCGGCAACCCUGUCGUCCGCCGAGUUCGACAGCUCCGCUGCUCUCGGUCCCACGCCGGUGUGGGACGAGGAGUUGGCCAUGAUAGCCAAGCGUUGGGCAGAGCAAUGCACCGUCGCCCAUGACAGCAACAGGGACACUCAUCGCUUCAACGUGGGUCAAAACGUGGCAGCGACCUGGACGUUCAACCGCGAGCCGCGAAUGGGACGGAGCCCCCAGUGGAUGAGACACAUCGACGCCUGGUUCAUGGAGGUCAUGAACGUCGGCUUCAACCCGGGCCACAUCGACCGAUUCCAGUUCAAUAAGCCAGCCGGGCAUUACACGCAGGUCUGA